AUGGCUACACUAAAUCAUCCAUCAAAUCAAAUUAACCCACAACAACGGCAACGACGCCAAACCUGGCCGUCUACUAAACGUCAAUAUGGUAAAAUUCAUCAAGGUAGUCAAGGUCAAUGUCAAUUAUCUAACCAACAACGACAAUUAUUGCGUGAUUAUAGACGGCUUUCACAAGUUGUAACCACCAUCUCCAAAGAUAAACAUUCAUUUCGUAGUCUCUCUCGAGAUAUAUUAAAUGGCAUCAUAACGUUAGUACAAAUCAUCAAGGAGUGGAUAAUUGUAUUAGCUCGCUUUAUAUGGAAUAUCAUUUGCCUUAAUUAUGCUGAAAUUGCCGAGCAAGCAGAUUUCGGUAAUAUGUCUAAAAUCAGUAGUACGUCAGUGAGCAGAAUGAAACAAAUUAUUUUUAAAAAUUAUCAACUUCGCUUGGGAGAUGAUUUUUAUGGUAAUAUUAUUCGACUGCCAUUCAAGUAUAUCUUUACCUUAAUUGGUAUGAUUUAUCUUGGUGUCUGCGUUGUCUUUGCUAUAACUUAUGUCCUAGCUGAUAUUAUCGAUCUUGAAUUAGCUUAUUCUCCUUGGUACUGGCUAGUCUAUAGUUUAUCUGUAACGACAUGUUUAAGCUCGGAAAGUUUAGAUAUUAGUCGAGUCCAUAUCGGUAUACUCCUGAUCGCUAAUUUACAAGCUUUUAUAGCUCAGUUAUUAUUGGCGUUUAUCACUGGUAUCGUUUUUGCUCGAUUCUCACGACCUUCUCGUCUAAUCCAAUUCUCUGACAAGUUAACUAUUAACCCAGUCGAUGGUAUUGAUAAUAUACAAGGAAAGUUAACAACAAUUCGACCACGACUUGCUGUCACUGAUUGCCAGUUAAAAUUAUUUAUUAUACGACCCUAUCAGACUAAAGAAGGCGAAAAUGGUGUCCGAACUACGGAAAUCCCUUUAAUUAGUAGUCUCUUUCCUACGAUGAGUGUCAUGCUUAGAUUUUCACAUAAAUUAAACGAGGAAAGUCUACUUCGACAAGCUUUAGAGAAUCCAGAUGAAGAUUUUAACUUAUUGGCCUACUUUACUGGUACAGAUUCUUGUUCUUUCAAUACCGUCUAUGAAAUAAAACAUUAUCGACGCGAAGAUAUCAUUAGAAAUCAUCAAUUUGUGGACAUGCUCACUAACAUCGAAAGUGAGGAUAACACUUAUAAAUUUUCAGUCGAUUUCGCCAAAUUGAAUCAACUCGUUCCGUUUGACCAAAUUAAACAAGAGAAAUCAAAGCGAACAAAAAUUAUAUUUAAUGUUCCAGAACUAAUGAUUAAGCGACAGGAAAGCCGUAAAGCUUGCUUUAUCAAGAUUGUUUGUCAAUAG
This is a messenger RNA of Trichoplax adhaerens, 1344 nucleotides long. RefSeq lists its product as uncharacterized. The coding region runs from base 1 to 1344 and encodes 447 amino acids. Gene Ontology annotation, biological process: potassium ion import across plasma membrane; regulation of monoatomic ion transmembrane transport. Lineage: Eukaryota; Metazoa; Placozoa; Uniplacotomia; Trichoplacea; Trichoplacidae. The transcript is spliced from 4 exons. The record is from RefSeq and is a predicted model, not a curated record. Gene Ontology annotation, cellular component: plasma membrane. Gene Ontology annotation, molecular function: inward rectifier potassium channel activity.